AUGUCGGAUUUCGAGGAAUUUGAGAAGCAGCUGAGCGAGAAUCGACAAGAGCGAGAAAGAGAGAGACACAAAAAGAGGAGUCGCAGUGGAUCUGCAGGCCGAGGAGACAAACAUCGCAGCUGGAGCAAAGACAGAGGGAGCCGCAGCCGAGAGAAACGUAGCCGGAGCAGAGACAGGAAGAGCCGGGACCGCCGGAGCUCCUCCCGGGAUCACAAGAAGCACAGUCACUCUCCGAGGCGAACAAGAAAGAAAAGGACCUGCAAAUACUGGGAUGUGCCUCCUCCUGGCUUUGAACACAUCACACCAAUGCAAUAUAAAGCUAUGCAAGCGGCCGGGCAAAUACCAACAAUAGCUCUGCUGGCAACAUCCACCACGACUGGAGUGGCUGCAGCACCGACACAAGUGCCCAUAGUUGGCAGUCAGAUGACAAGACAAGCCAGACGCCUCUAUGUUGGAAAUAUUCCCUUUGGAGUGACUGAGGAGUCCAUGGCCGAGUUUUUUAAUGCUCAGAUGCGGCUUGCAGGCCUUUCACAAGCUCCAAGUAACCCUGUACUUGCUGUGCAGAUUAAUCAGGAUAAAAACUUUGCUUUCCUAGAGUUUCGGUCUGUAGAUGAGACGACGCAGGCCAUGGCCUUCGAUGGAAUCAUUUUCCAGGGUCAGUCGCUGAAGAUUAGAAGACCUCAUGACUACCGACCUCUGCCCGGUAUCUCAGAGCAGCCAGCUUUCCACGUCCCAGGUGUCGUCUCCACCGUCGUUCCGGAUUCCCCCCAUAAACUGUUCAUAGGAGGCCUGCCAAACUAUCUUAAUGAUGACCAGGUGAAGGAGCUCUUGACAUCGUUCGGGCCGCUCAAAGCGUUCAAUCUAGUGAAGGACAGUGCCACGUCACUGUCAAAAGGUUACGCCUUUUGUGAAUAUGUCGACAUCAGCGCCACUGAUCAGGCUGUCGCUGGGCUCAAUGGAAUGCAACUGGGAGACAAAAAGCUGAUCGUCCAGAGGGCGAGCGUGGGAGCUAAAAACGCCAAUCCUACCUCCAUCAUAGAGACCCCAGUGACGCUGCAGGUCCCUGGGCUUCAGAGGCUGCAGAACUCUGGCAUGCCCACGGAGGUGCUGUGCCUUCUCAACAUGGUGAUGCCUGAGGAGCUGGUGGACGACGAAGACUACGAGGAGAUCCUGGAAGACAUCCGUGAGGAGUGCUGCAAGUACGGCAGUGUCCGCUCCAUCGAGAUCCCCCGGCCCGUCGACGGUGUGGAAGUCCCCGGCUGUGGAAAGAUCUUUGUGGAGUAUGUGUCUGCUGCAGACUGUCAGAAAGCCAUGCAAGCCCUCACCGGCCGCAAGUUUGCCAACAGAGUGGUGGUCACAAAAUACUACGAUCCGGACAUGUAUCACAGACACGAGUUUUAA
Molecule: messenger RNA, 1401 nt
Organism: Seriola dumerili (greater amberjack)
Lineage: Eukaryota; Metazoa; Chordata; Actinopteri; Carangiformes; Carangidae
Product: splicing factor U2AF 65 kDa subunit-like
Exons: 11
Coding region: 1-1401 (466 amino acids)
Biological process (GO): mRNA processing
Cellular component (GO): U2-type prespliceosome; commitment complex; nuclear speck
Molecular function (GO): pre-mRNA 3'-splice site binding; poly-pyrimidine tract binding
Source: RefSeq, a predicted model, not a curated record